AUGACAUCUCAAGUUAAACCACGCUCGGAAAUGACAGCCGAAGAGCUCGCCGCCAAGGAGGAUGAGGAGUUCAACGUUGGACCACUCUCCAUUCUCACCAAUUCGGUCAAGAACAACCAUCAAGUACUCAUCAACUGCAGAAACAAUAAGAAGCUUCUCGGCAGAGUUAAAGCAUUUGACAGACACUGCAAUAUGGUUCUCGAAAAUGUCAAGGAAAUGUGGACAGAAGUCCCAAAAACCGGAAAAGGAAAGAAGAAGGCCAAGUCUGUGGCCAAGGACCGCUUCAUCUCAAAGAUGUUCCUCCGCGGAGACUCCGUUAUCCUCGUCGUCAAGAAUCCAUUGGCACAGUCUGAUUAA
Messenger RNA from Caenorhabditis remanei, 357 nucleotides. RefSeq lists its product as uncharacterized. Bases 1 to 357 code for a protein of 118 amino acids. Gene Ontology annotation, biological process: RNA splicing; spliceosomal snRNP assembly. NCBI's taxonomy places the organism in Eukaryota, Metazoa, Nematoda, Chromadorea, Rhabditida, Rhabditidae. Gene Ontology annotation, molecular function: RNA binding. Gene Ontology annotation, cellular component: catalytic step 2 spliceosome; U5 snRNP; U2 snRNP. The record is from RefSeq and is a predicted model, not a curated record. The transcript has 3 exons.